AUGGUGCCGGGCGAGGCGGCGCCGGCCGGGCCGGGCUCGCCACGGGGCAGCGCCGAGGGGGCCGCGGCGGGCAGGAAGCAGCGCGCGGCCGCCCGCAGGAAGGCCUUUUCCCUGUUCGUCAAAGCCAAGGAGGUGCCGGCCGCGUCGCGGUGUCCCGGCGGCGGAGAGGGUGUGCGGUGGCGGUGCUGCCGGCAGCCAUUCGAGGAGCUGCCCGGCAUCCACAGGCACGUGGCCCUGCACCACUCCGGGGACGUGGGGCUGCUGGCGGGGCUCGGCGCGGGGCCGGCGGAGGCCGCGGACAGCCCCCCGGGCAGCGCGGCCCGGCCGAGCGGGCACUCCUGCGGCAGCCCCGAGAUCUCCUGGACGCUCCCGGACACGAGCCACGUCAGCCAGGAGGACCUGACGAGCCAGGUGGGAGACGUACUUCUCUAUUACUGUUACUGUGAGGUGAGGGAUCCAGAGAAACUCUGUGCUUGGCAAAAGGCCUUGUGUCAGCAUCUACAUCUCACUGGCAAGGUACGAGUUGCUUCGGAAGGAAUUAAUGGGACAGUUGGUGGAAGCAAAAUAGCUACCAGUCUCUACAUUAAAGUUAUGCUUUCCCAGCCUUUGUUCAAAAACAUUUUGUGUCAAGAGGAUUUCAAGAGCAGUGCAGGAGGAGCUCACUGUUUCCCAGACCUUCGAGUUGGAGUAUUCAAAGAAAUUGUACCUAUGGGCAUUGAUCCAAAAAUAGUGUCCUAUAAGGAAACUGGAAUCCAUUUAUCCCCUCAGGAAUUUCAUAGAGAAGUAGAACAGUAUUUGUCUCAGGCCACUCAAGGACAAAGUGAUACCAUCUUGCUGGACUGUCGGAACUUCUAUGAAAGUAAAAUAGGGCAUUUCCAGGGCUGUCUGGCUCCAGAUAUCAGGAAGUUCAGCUAUUUUCCAAGCUAUGUAGAUGAAAACCUGGAGCUUUUUAAAGACAAGCGUGUCCUAAUGUACUGCACAGGAGGGAUUCGCUGUGAAAGAGGCUCUGCUUACCUCAGGAGCAAGGCAGUGUGCAGAGAGGUUUACCAGCUAAAAGGUGGAAUUCACAAGUACCUAGAAGAGUUUCCAGAUGGAUUCUACAGGGGGAAGCUGUUUGUAUUUGAUGAUCGUUACGCCAUUUGUUCCAAUGAAGAUAUCAUCUCAGCAUGCAGAUACUGUGGGGUGCUGUGGGACCAGUAUAAACUUUGUUCCAGUCAGCACUGCCGGCAGCUUGUCCUGACAUGUCCAAGUUGUUGCAACAAAGGUCUUACAGCUUGCUGUCCUGUUUGUCAAGAGAAGGAGCUCAAGGUGACUUCAAGGGCUUCAGAACAGGUACUUAAGGAGGAAUGUGAAUGUACAAGGAGACGGCCAAGGGUGCCCAUUGAACCUGUCUCACCAAGGAUGCUGGACACAGGAAAAGAUUAAGCUGUUUCACUGGUUAAUGUGGCACGUGCUCAUGUAAAGGGCUUCUGUAACCAGAUCUCUAUCCAUUAACCAGUUAGGUUUGGAAAUUAUGAAAAUAUGUCAGCUUGGAAAGUCUCGUUCAUAUGCUACCUUUAAACAUAGAAUAUGCCCUGAAAACCAUCCAUUACUUGCCCGUAAAUUACCAGAGUGCCCAAUUCAUCACCAGCACUACAGGAUUCCUCUCUCUGGGUACAGUCUUGUAGUGUGGCCUUUGCCAUGGGGAUUUUGAAGCAGAGUAUCUGCAGUGUGACAGAGCUGCUCGCAGUUCAAAAGAAACUGAAGGAAUUCAAGAACAAUUGCAUUUUUUUCUUCCUGCAUGGAGAUCAACCUAUCUGACCUCUCCAAGGACCAUGCAUCUGCUUCAGUAGCUUGUAGUAAGGUGUACAAACAGCAGAUUUAUCAAUUUGGUGUGGGUGUGAGACCAGAUUAGAUCCUGAAGAUAAGUCCACAUGCACGCCAUUGACCUGCAUCUCUUGCUUUAUAGCAGUGAGAAGCAAGGUAAGGUUACCUGAAAUUACUGGCUUAACUCCUGUAAAACUGUCUGAAGGCAGCAUAAGGAGCUGGAGCAAAGGCCUAGAGACACUGUUUGCCUAGCCAUACUUGUGUGACCAGUAGGAUGAACAGCAAACCUAAUCUUCUUUCCAGUGCUCAGUCUCCCUGGGAACUGUUUUUUCCCCUCAGCUUGUCAGUGUAUGAAAUAGGCAGGGCUCAGCUCUGCUUGCACUAAAAACACCUAACAGCUUGAAGCAUGUUGAAACAACCACACAAAGAGGGGAGCACAGAGACUGUCAAAAUACCAGCAUCAUGGCACUGGAAGUGAUGCAUGUCUGCAUAAAUGGCAGCAACAGCUAUGAAAAGACUGCAAGAUCCUUUAUCCAGGUUAAAUAGUUAAAGUUCUGGGAAGCAUUUGUGCUUUUUAAACAUCAGUUGGGUUUUUUAAAAGCUGCAGGAUGUUUAUGCAAUUUCCAGCACUUGUUCAUGGAGAAAUUGUCUUUGAAGGGACCUACAGCAGAUGAGCUUAAAAUACUGCUCCAUGUGCUGUAUUGUGUGCUUGAUGCUGUAGAAUGUACAGAAAGGAUUUAUUAAUAGCAUGGAAGAUGUGUCUUGACUGAAAAAUGUCUUUAAAAUUUACUGUCAUUCUGGGAACUAAACAGUAAGUCAUAAGGAUAUCAGAGUCCCUAGGUUUGGGGUUUUUAACUGGCAAAUGUUUUUAAAAGCAAGAAAAUAGUUUCUUAGGUUUCUGCAGUUGCUUAAUGUCAGGGCUAUGUUAUUUUCAUAGAGAUUGUACCUUUCUCCCAUGGUGCUAUUAAUUCAGCAAGGCCUCAUUGUUGGCUUGACUAGCAAAUUAAAUACAUGGGCAUUGGUUCCAUUAAAGCCAUGACAAAUAUUUCUUCUUGCUUCCAGUAUUGCUACCGUGAAAUCAAUGGUUUACCAGCUGUCCUCAUAACAAUUCCAUUAACAAGGCAAAACCUUGGAGCUUAGGAGCUUUGGCAAUCUUUCUAGGAUACUAUUUAAUAGUAUACCUGUGCACAACCCAUCCUUGAGAAGAAAUUAGGUAAUUCCCAUCAGUAGGCACCUUCAGCAGGAGUCUGAGCAGUGCCCAUGUCUCCCUGGCUUCCCAGUCCCUGUUGGCUGGAUAACCUCUGUGGUUUUGAGGACUGGAGUAUUUGGGAAGGAACAUGCAAGCUCUACUUGCAGGUCUGGUCUAAAGUACUGAUGGGGGAGUGCCCCGUGAUCUUCCUGUGUUAGGCUAAAAAGAACACAAUUCUGUAAUUCAGUCUAUCAGCAGGUCUGGAACACUGUAAUCAAUUUGUAAUGCUGUUUCUGUAUCACUUGUUAUGGCAACAACUUUAUUUUGUAUGUAAAUUUCUGAAGCGUCUAUGGUAAAUAACUUCUAGUGCUUCCAAUGUAAUUUUUUAAGUACUGCACAAAUACACUUCACGUACUAUG
Molecule: messenger RNA, 3414 nt
Organism: Zonotrichia leucophrys gambelii
Lineage: Eukaryota; Metazoa; Chordata; Aves; Passeriformes; Passerellidae
Gene: TSTD2
Product: thiosulfate sulfurtransferase like domain containing 2
Exons: 9
Coding region: 1-1425 (474 amino acids)
Source: RefSeq, a predicted model, not a curated record